CCUUGUAAGUUCUCAUACCUGAAAUCCACCCAUUGCCUUUCCUCUCCCAGAGUAAUGAACGUACCUCUGACAAUUGGUUCCUUUAGUUUCAACUCCACUAGCACCCUGACAUCAUUUCCACUGUUAGAUGUUCCUUCCGGGAUGUACACAUACAGGACUUUACCUAUCAGCUUCCCAAUUUUCAAACCUGUUUCCUCACUUUUCCAGUGCAAAGGUAAUCUUUGGAUGUGGACCCAUAGCCUGAUUUUUUCAUCAUCCUCAGAGAACUCCACAUCUUUCGGACUCCAACUUUUCAAGAGGAUGUAUUGGCCAUCAAAUGUCCAUGUUUUACCAUUGAGGACUUUGUCCUUGUCAGCUUCAUUCUGGAACACGAAUUGGAAUUUGUUGUACCCUAUGUUUUUGAUAGUGAAGGGUUGGCUAGUAUUCCAGAUGCUGAAAAGGGUGGUUCGCAACCCUCCGAAGUUAACUUUCUUUUCUCCAUAUACCUUGCCCAGAAGGCUAUUGGAGCAUUCUUGGAUUCCCACUGCUACAUCCUCCACCGAUAGAGCAACACCCGAUUCCUCUUUUUCCGAUAACCGAAAACCCUUCAAUUU
Striga hermonthica is the source of this 593-nucleotide messenger RNA. Lineage: Eukaryota; Viridiplantae; Streptophyta; Magnoliopsida; Lamiales; Orobanchaceae. The record is from the annotation of a GenBank genome assembly.